CCGGGCGGGCCCGGGGAACCGGAGCGCCGCACACGCCGCCUCUGGCAGCUGCUGCUCCCCGGGCCCCGCCGCGUUAGGCCGCAGGGCCAGGAUGUCAUACACGUGUGCUUGCAUAGCUGCAUGCAGAAAUGAAUUGAUGUCAGAAAGCUGCUCCUCCCACUACCCUUCUGCUGAGAAAAACUUUGUGUUGAAAAUGGAAGUUGAUGUGACUGGAGAGUCCAGGACUGCCCUCUCCACCCUUUCUGUGCCUCUUGCAGAGGUGAGUUCUGCAGUUAGGAUGGAAGCAGAAAAGCCACGCUGUUCCAGCACCCCCUGCUCACCAUUGAGGCGGACAGUUGCAGGAUAUCAGAUCCUUCACAUGGAUUCUAACUACCUGGUUAGUUUCACAACUGGAAAGGAACUGCUAAAAUUGGCCCAUAAGUAUAUUGGAAGUGAAGAGAAUAAAGGAGAAUCUGGUCCUAACUUGGGCUCCAAACAUCUCGAUUCAGGACUUUCACAUUCCUCACGUUUGUACAAAACUAGAAGUAGGUACUACCAGCCCUAUGAGAUCCCAGCAGUAAAUGGAAGGAGGAGGAGACGGAUGCCCAGCUCAGGGGAUAAAUACAAUAAAGCUUUACCAUAUGAACCUUACAAAGCACUUCAUGGUCCCCUGCCUCUCUGCCUUUUGAAAGGUAAAAGGGCUCAUUCAAAAUCCCUAGACUACCUCAAUUUAGACAAAAUGAGCAUUAAGGAACCUCCUGACACAGAAGUGCUACAAUACCAGCUCCAACACCUUACUAUUAGAGGGGAUCGUAUGUUUGCAAGGAGUAGCACAUGAGCUAUGACAAAUUAAGAAAUUGUUUCUGAUCUUUUGUCUGUUGCUGCAGAAAUCCACUGUUGUACUGUGUACAUGACUGUCCACAUUGUAGGUGGGUUUAUCUACUCAAUCUUACCAGGAAGUAAUUUAUUUAAAUACAGUCUUGGCAAUGCAGUGUUCUACAAGUAUUGGGAGAGCAAAAUCUUUCCUGAUCCAGCAGCUUCUGAUGCAGGUUUGACUGCAACUAGUGAAUAUUUUUUUGGUGAAGAUGCAACUAGUGGAUAUUUCUUUGGACACAUUUUAACAAAAAAAAAGGCUUUUAAUUUUUGUGGGUUUUUUUUUUUCCUAUAGUGCUACAUCUAGUGUUUACAGUAAUUCAACACUGAAAAAUUUGUGAUGUCUGCUUGGUUGUUGUUAAUUUUGCCUUGAUAGUAGAAACUGCUCUUGGAUAAGUACCCAAGGAGGUUUUUUGGGUUUACUUUUUGUUUCUGUAGUAAAAUGUAUGCAUUUUUCUUGCAGCAUGGACAGGAAAGUAAGCUUGACUGGAUAAAUCACUUGCAAUUUAAACAAUCCAAUUCGUACAUUUUGAGACUGCGCUUGUACUGGUGAUGUGGAUGAGAUUUAUUCAUAAAAGAAACUGCUACUUGAAUCCUAUUUAAACUGUUUUUUUAGUUUUUGCAUGGAAGUAAUUGCUUUGUCCUUUUUAUUUUAUAAAACAUGUUCAGAAUAAAUCUGUAAGUUAUUUAAAACAAAUCUUUCAGGAAGUAAAGUGGUUUUUUUGGGUUUUUGGGGGCUUUUUUGUUAGAUUUUUUAACAUUGUCUAGAGACAGAAAAUGGAACGUCUGUACUGGUAUGCUGGUAAUGUUUUUGAUUUUAUUUUGUGAUUUUCAUUUCAUCUGUAGUAGCAGAAGGUAUCAACUUCAGCAUAGCUUUGGAAAUUUUGUUGACUUGAAGCACUAAACAUGAGCUCUGGAGGGAAGAUUUUUUUUUUCUUGACAAGAGUAUAAGUGAAAUAUUUCUUGUCAGGGUUGAAGAGAUGAUCUUGAAUUUUGCAGCAGAAUAAUGCACUGGGUUACUUUUGUUAAUAAAUUUUUAUCCAAAUAUGACAUCAAGUGCAGUUUUGACAGCUGUAUUCCUAGAUGUGUUUAAAACGUUUUGUGUAAUUACUUUUAAUUUUACUUUAAUUUAAAAAUGAAAAAUAGUUUUCAUACUGUAUUUUUUAGGUGCAGUCUUGUACUGAAGCAGUGCAUAACUUGAUUUUGCCUGAUGACCUCUGCUGAAGUUAAAAAUAAUUUCAUGUUGCUUUGAAGCAUAAAUUAUUUGAUCAGUUAUUUCUGAUAGAGUCAAGAUUUGUUUUGUUUGUUUGUUUAUCACUCAGAAUUACUAGAAAGCACUAGUUAAUUCAUGUGCUCUGGGAAGUGAAGAGUUCUUACGCUGUCACUCCACAGUUUAAAUGAAGGUAACCCACUAGUGAGCAUUUUGUAGUUUGGUUAUCCUUUUUAGGUUUUGUAUUAGAAAAUACAAAAAAAAAAAAAAACCCAAUGUGUAUUUUGCAACGUUAACUGCAAUGGUGUAAAUUUAAUGUAUUUAACAUUGAUCUUGAAAGUAAAGUCUUCCUAUUAGUCUUUAGUUUGAAAAACAGAAUACAGUCAGAUGCCAAAGAGAUAGUGGGUUUAUUUAAGGAAUAAACACUACUGUUUAUUAAAAUAUCAAAUUAAUUUGUAUUUCUGGCUGAAAAAUAAAAAGGGUAUUAUUAACAGCUGUUGUUGUGAAUUCAUUUACUGUGUAGGAGAAGAAGAGGACAUUUUAAAAAAUACAACUAUAGACCAGGGAACAUUUAAAAACAACUUGAAAGUCAGGGUCCAAGAUUUCUGUGACAUAAAUGCUUAGCUCUGUUCCUUUGUUUUGGGAUAUAGUGGAUGCUACCAUAGCCCUGGGCAGCCUGUUCCCGUGCUUUACAACCCUUAACAGGAAGAAAUUUCCCCUAAUAUCCAAACUAAACCUCCCCUGGUGCAACUUGAGACUAUUUCCUGUUGUCCUGUUGCUCUUUCUUUAGGAGAAGACCCUGACCCCCCCUGUGGCUGUGCCCUCCUCUCUGGUCAUUGUAGAGGGAAACAAAGUUCUCUGUAAGCCUUCUUUUCUCCAGGCUGAGCCCCCCCAGCCCCUCAGAAGCUCCUCAUUAACUCCAUUCACUUCUCUGGACUCACUCCAACACCUCAAUGUCUUUCUUCUUGUGGGAGGCCUAGCAUUGUUGCCUGGAUUUGAGGUGCAGCUGUCUUUGAAUAUUUGAAUGUUUUUAUCUGCCUUCCAUUUUCAAUAGGCCAGUGAUGCAUUUGAAAUAACUUCUUCUGUCUCCUUAGAUCUAGGUUCUAAGAAAUGUGGGAGCGGAAAAAAUAUUUUUUACUCUUACAUAUUCUUGUCAUAUAGUACAUGCUUUAAAUUAUUAACUGCAGAGUCAUCCAAGAUUUUAAUCAGUAUUGAAAUUGCUACUGCAGUAAUUGGUAACUUUUCUGUCUGCCUCAAAGGAGGUAUAUUUUUAAAUGCAUAUAAAUGUUGGCAUUUUCCCUACUUACAUGAUUUAGGCUUCCAGUUAAUGGGAAGAUUGCCACUUUAAAACAUUAGAGGAUCUGGACUUCAGAAAAAUAAAGCCGUGACACUUUUUUACUAUAUAACCUCCAAUCAACUGCCUGUAUUCCUAUGUCAUGUCGAAUUCUUGUUGAUGAAUUUAGAACUUCAUCCAGAAGGAUUUCUGCCUCUUCUCAGAGGCUCUGUUUUCAAGUCCCCCUGCCAUUUGAUCAAGGAAGAGCUGCAGAUGGACUGCAGGACCAGGACAAGGCCAGCACCUCGAUGACCCAGUCACAAGGCAGGCCACCAGCUGAAAUACCAGAACCAUGGGGCCUGUUGCAUCUGCUUCAAGCUCAAAGGGAAGGCCUCUGUCCACCAUGGAAGGACGAUUGCCAGAGUCUCAGAGCCUUCCUGCACUGCUCUUCUGCCCAGCGGAGCUGUUGAGCCACGUCGUCACAUUGCUGCUGGCUGAGAGUUCUUACAGCUAGCAGCUCACGACGAAGGCCCCUCACAUCCUCUGCAAACAUGACACACGGCCAGAGUCAGAGACUACAGAAGCAGAGGGACCUGCUGACCUUAAGGCCUUUCAGUUUCAGGCAAGGAGGACCCUGCCCUCAGCUGCUUCACUCCUCAGAAGCCCUGCGGACAGAGCUGGCUUGGGAGCAACUGCACAGGGCAGGGCCACCAGCAGAAACAAAGCGCACGCGGCUCUCACCGACUAUCGCCUCCUUGGCCUGCGUGGCUGCGCGCGCUUGGGCUUGCACACGGCUCUUGGCGAUCUCCAGCUCCGAUAUGUGCUGCUGAGCCUCCAGCAGGCUGCUUUGCAGGCUCUCCUUCUCUGACCUACAAGUUGUGAACAUGAAGAGCAAUUGUUCCUGGCACACAGGGGCAGUUUCUCCAGUAAGAAGUACCUGAAGAUCCCUUCGCCUUCGUAUGGAAAACGGCUUGCAUGGAAACUCAGAUACAGCAGGACUAUUUUACCACUUUACAUAGCAAAGCAAGCUCCUCCAGGUGACUGGGCAGCCUUUCCUCAUGACCUAGCCAAGCUGAGUUUGAUCUCAGCAGCCAAAGCUCAAAUUGCUGUUGCCUGACCCAUCUCACACGCGUGAGAUAGGUCAGGCAACAGCACCUAGCAAGUAUCUGCAAAGGAGCAAAAGCCCAGCCUCUGCUCACUGCCCUGAGCCCAUCAGCACUUCCAAGUCACUCUGCAGGGGGACAGAACAGGGCUCUCCUGCCUGACUCAUCCAUGUUUCAUGCCAUUCUUAGUGUACGUAUCGGUUCAUUAUUUGCCAGGCACUCUCUGAGUAAAAGGGACUAAGGGAAUUCACCAAACCAUAGAGUGAAGCCUCCAGUUUCCAGCAGCAUGAGUAGGAAAACAGAAGCAGGUUUUUAUCUGAAGAAGAAAUAUCUCAGGGUGAGAGACCAUUUCCUGCCAUUCAAAUGACUGGAAUUUGAUGAACAAGACCACUCGCUUCCUUUAUUUUUGACUAACUAAACCAGCAGUGCCCAAAUAUCUUGGCACUCUUUAAAAAGGAAGAAGCAACAGCCAAAGGGACCUUGACUGUUACAGAGGGGGAUGGACGAGUGGGCAACAAUCAGUGCUCAGCAAGAAUCCCCAGACACUGUCAAGAAGUCCCAAGACCUUUCCCUUCUGCUGCUGCUGCUGUUUCUAAGCAGAUCUAGGUCCUGCACAAUACUUCACAAGUGUGAGCUCUGAAGGGUCUCAAGAUUUUCAGCAUGGCCCUCCAGCUUCAUCUGAAGCAUCAGCAUCCUACUCACAAAGUUCACAUGGAAGAGCCUUGAAUUUGAAAAUCCCAUGUCCAACUACUUGGCAAGGAAAGAUUGAUGGUCAGAUGCACCCAAGGAGAAAGCAAAGCCAGAAGGAAAGUUCUGCUUUCAGCAAACACCUGCACGCUUUCCCUGGUACUCAAUUCAAUGCCAAGUUGGCUUGCUUUGCACUUGUCAAAGGAAUGUGCAAGGGGUCCUGAGCAUGCGCCCAAAAAGAGCUUUGCGAGUUUGAGCUGGCAGGAAAAAAUCAUUCAGACCACAGGAUUCUUUUCUUUUUCUUUGUGUUUCUUUGCUUCUCUGUCAGAGAAACAUCUGGGGAUCACAGAGCAGUCAGUAAAACCUGACAACAUACCCAUUCAAUAAUGUCCCGCCCAGGGUCUCCUUCCUGCCUUUACCUGGCCUCUGCCAGCUGCUCUGAAAGGCCUCCUAGGUCCCGCUCCAUGGCUGCCAGUCGGGCUUCCAGGGCAGCGUUCUCUUGGGCCAGCACCGCCUUCUCUCUGCACACCUGGGACAGUGUGUGCCCUUGGCGAGAGAACUCCUGGAGCAGCUUCUCCAGACCCCUGCGGGCUGGCCUCUGCGGGCGCCAAACCUGGAAGAGGGGAGGCACCAUUUUUCAAGAGGAACAACAACAACAACAACAGCAGCACAGUCUUGGUCUUAGCUUGCUGCCAGAAGCAGCAUUUGGGGAGGUUUUGCUAGGACAAAUCCCUCUCCCACAAGAGCUGCCUAGGAACAAGGUGAGCAUACCUUUGGCACUGCCAGAGGAAGCUCUUCCUUCAGCAGUUCCCUCUGGGGCUGCCAUACCUCCUCUGUCUGUGCCGCUACUGCAGACGCCCUCUCUAGGGAGGAGUGGUGCUUUCUCUCCAACUCAGCCAACUCCUUCCAUCUGCGACAAGCAGACACACAAACAAGCCUUUAAUUGCAACACAGUCAAAACCAGGACUACGUACCAUGUCCCGCAUAAGGCAGUCCUAGGGCUUCCAACAGCCCUCUACUUCCACCUCAAGAGAAUGCUGCAAUUCCCUCCCUAGACCAGUAUCUCUCUUUGUCGUUCAUGCAGGUAAAAGAUUCACCACUGAGAAAUUCACACAAUUGUGAAUUCCAGAAGCCACAGGACAUUUUCAGAAAGCUCAGGUACUCUCAGCAUCAGAGCUUCCUGCCUGCUGAUUACAGAGCUUCAUGCCUGCUCCUUUCUGAUUCCAGUGGAUACCAGACUUGCAAAAGUUUUCUUUGGUGAAGACGAGCUUGGGAAGUCCAGAGGAGUACUCCCACCCUUCCUCUUGCAUUCACUAGUGAAACAAGGAAAGAGUCUGCAAGCUAGAGCUUGGGGAGGAGGUGAGUAAAAUUUUCCAAUCCAAUUAUCAAACAAUGGUUUAGGCUGGCAGAGACUCCAGGAGGCCUCCAGCCCAGUCUUCAGUUCCAAGCACUUGGGAUCAGCAUCUGGACAGGCUGCUCAAGGCUCUAUUCACCUGGGGCUUCUGAAUUUCCAGGGGUGGAAACUGCAGGAUAUCUCUGAGGUGCUUCCUCUUCUGCUGCCCAAAUGCCUUUGCAUUUCAAUGCUUUGCUGUCCUUAAGCCCAGCCUGAACCUCCCUUGCUUUUACUCUGGUCUAGUUUGGAAUGCUUUUAGUCAAGGUUUAAGAAGAGCCUCCCAGGAGGCAGCUAUGCUCUAGGUGGGUCGGCAGCCAGACCUGCUCUGGGCUGCCUUUCCCCAUCAGUGCUGAGCAAGUCAAAGGAUGAGAAAGCCAAAUCUGUUCUUUGACACUGGGCCUCCUAGAGCCCAGCAAGGCCCACCCCUGCUCAGAGAAAGCGAGAAAGCUGAACACACACCUGAACUCCCGGGCACCGCGCACUCUAUCCGUGCUCUCCUGCCGCUCCGCCUUUCCUGCCUGGGCUGAGGAGUCCUGAGUGGCAAGAACAUCUCCUAGCGGGACCUGCAAGGAAUGGGCAGGGAAAAUGCACAAACAAGCAAUAGGCAGCUGGGAAGUUGCCUCUUAAAACCUGGCAGAAGCAGCAAGCAGAGACACAGCUGACCUGAAGGCAAAAGCUGUUGUGCGGUGUUGUUCAUGUGGUAUGUAUGUGGUGUUUAUGUCCUAACUAACCCUGGAGUUGUUCUGGAAGUGUCUGAGUAGAAGCAGGGAACAUUUCUCUGCUCAGCUCUGGUCAAGUGGCUUCCCCUCAGGAUUUCAGGCCUUAGAGAGCAGCCAACAGGAACUGCAUUCCAGCCCUUCACAGACAGACCUUGUCUCUGCCAUGCAGAGCUGCUCAUGAGUCUUCUCAACAAACUUGGGUCUGGUCAAAGUUAAGGGGGCAGUCAAAGCAGUGACUGUAGCUACCUAGAUAGGGCGUGGAGAGGGGCAGGUCCCUGCAGGCAACAGUGGCUCUUCCACAGCCCACAAGGCUGUGAACUGUGCCUUGGGACCUCUCUCUCUGCUGACAGCAGGGAGCCUGCACAGACUCUGUGCACAGAGGAGCUGACUUUCACACCAGUACCACUAAAGGACAUCAUGCUACCGCUUAUCUGACACCAAGGGAAGUUCACAGUCCCUGUGAGAAUGCCAGGACAAUGAUGCCUGCAUGUGAAAGUUCAGAUGCCAUUCCCCAUGGGUGCUCAGUGGCUGGGCUGAAGAGCUAGGUCAUGGCAGGACUCCAGCCCACAGCAUCUUCUGCCACAAAGGGCAAGUGCUGCCUGCUCAGAAACUUGCAGCCCUGCACUGCACCAGAGCUUUGCACUGAACCAACCAGAGCUGCCACUGAUUGGUGCAGGAUGCUCAGGCCCUGGACUGACAACACCUGGAGGUUUGUUGUCCUUUGCCUCCCCUUUAGCAGCUUCUACUUCUGCUCUGCUGCUCUUCAGGCAGGCAGCAGUGUGAGGGACAGGGAGUAAGCUGUCAUUUGGAACCUGUUUUCUCCUGAGCUCUAUCCCCAGCUGUCCUGAGAAGAAGUCAUGAAUUUGGAUAAAAUUGGGAUGCUCAGUCAUUAAAACUCAAUUCAAGUGGGCUAGUGAGACUAAUGUUUAGACAAGAUUGCACAUGCUUCUGAAAGAGAUAUUUCAGCCUGGCUACAAUCAGCAUGCAGCCUCCUGUCUGCAAAGCUUGACCUUCAUUAGUGUAAAGCUCUUCAGUAGAAAAGGAGGAAACUGAUGGAAGUCUUUUGGUGGUGUUCAUGCAGACGUUGAUGUGGACUUUGUUUCAGCUGCCAGACUGGCACUCUAGUGCAACAGGCCAAGCCCACAGCUUGCUGCACAAUCCUCCGACACCAGGAAUGUCAAGGGUGCCUGUCCCACUCACCGAACCGUGCACUUGACUCCUUCCACGUCUGAGGCGAUCUGCCAGGGGCAAGGGAAAAUGAAGAGGUGCUGUUAGAAAACUGUUGGUGCUGAGGAAUCCCACAGAACAAGCGCAACCAAGCAGAGAGCAUUUUCCUUUCACAACACCCCUCCAGGAGCAACACUUCUUUAGCACAACAAGCAGGACUGCAGGGCAAGAACCGAGGCUGUGUCUACCUUCUGCUCGGCUUUGCCAUUAAGGAACUAGAAACGAGGUUGUGCCUAUGCAAAUUGUUUCUUAAAGGUCAGUGCAUACAUGGGAGCUCAUUGUCCAGCCUACAGCUAAAGCAGCUUUUUUCUCCUCUCUUUCCUCACCUUGCUUUUGCUUUUUGGAAAUUGCAUGCAGCAUGUCCUAAGGGGUUGCUGUAAACAAUUCCCCACAAAAGCUUCCGGCAAACACCUCUUAGCACCUGCAGUUCUGUUGGGACACAGCACAGGCCCAGCUCCAGCUUUCAGGAGCACACACAAACUGCUCGGCAGUUUGCCCUUCAGCGCUAAGCCAAUGGCUCUUGUAGCACACACAGGGGGUCCUGUUAGACAGGCACAUCCUUUAAGGACAGAAUGCAGAAAAAAGAUGCUUUUCCUAAAUUCUGCAGAGGAGAGCACAGUUUUUAGAAGGACGCCUGCAAAGCUUUCCCAGUCUGCAUUCUGGAAGUUCCUACCCCCUGCUGGGCAAGAGACACCCCCUUUUCAGCUGAAGCUGUUGACAGGAUGUUUACCAAACAUAUGGCACCUUUAUGCCAUUUUUGUUCCCACAUGCUGCCCCAAGGAAAAACCUUCUAUUUACCAGUCAAACGACGAAAAGCUUUCCGAGAAGCCGCCAAUGAAAAGGCGCUGCUGAAUGCUCUACGGACUCGCUCCAUCGCUUGAGCAAUGCUGCUCGAGUCCGUAGGCCGGGAAACAAAAAUGGAAAAAACCCCCACUUGCACAAGUCCUGAGACCGUGCAAGGAAAAAGGGGAAAAGAACAGGACACUUGCACGAGUCCACGGACUGUGCAAGAAAACACAGAAACAGAAGGACACUCGCUGUAACCUGAGAACAGCUCAGUCGAGGUGAUCCUCCUGCACUGAGCGCACCAAGAGCUGCUCUGGACGCUGAGGCCUUGGGGGCACCAGGAAAACCUCCUGCUGACAAGGCUGUGACGUGGCAGCCCUCUGCUGACAUCACAAGAGCAGCUGCUCUGGGUUGGUCUGUGAAUUCAUGCAUAAUAACCAAACCUUCUCCACAGCUAACACAAAAGAACAGCCCAGAAAGUUCUCCUCUGUCCCAAAGCAGCACAAAACCCCCUUGCAGUCCAUAACCCACAGCUGAAAGGAUCCAAGAGUAACACAAAACAGGCACCAAGCCCAUACACCCUGUGUGCCAAGCUGAACACUGACAAAGAGCCAGGAUGUCAGGAAAGCAAAGGCAACGUGCCCUUGUGGCCAGCAGCGCCUCUGACUAAAACCAAGAACACUUGCUUAAAUUCUGUGGAUGAAAUCAUGCUUUUCAAAUAUCCCAGAGAGUUCCCUCUGUUUGAAUGCCUGCCAUUCCCACCCUUCUGCUGCAUGGCUAACAUCAACCAGCAAAUUGUAGGGCUCCCUGGAGGAAGAAUGACACCUAAGUGGGGAGAAAAAGCCAAGUAACCAACCUGCUGCUCGUACAGCACACUGCUGCUGCACAAUGAUGGCACCUCCAAGAAGCCUUUGGGGCCUGUGCUUCACUUCUGGCAGCUUCCCUGGAGUAUGCAUCUGGCAGUCUCAGGGAUCUGACUCUUAUGGACCCAGAGAAAGAAGGAAAAGAAUGUUAAUCCCAAUGUGGUACAAUGUAGAAGCUGGUGGGGAGAGGAAACCAGUGCACCAAAAUGGGCAAGUCCCACCUAAAAGGAAGUUAUGAGGCAGAGACCAAAGAGCUCAGCUGGUGGGCACAGUUUAGGAAGGCAGGCUCAGGAAAACAGAGCAACCACAAGCCUUUCAAAGUUCAAAAGCUUCCUUCCCCCUCCUCUCCUCUGCCCUUGAAACCAGGUUUUUUUCUCCCGUCUAGAAAUACUUUCUUGAGCAUUAAAAGCAAGUGCCUGGAAAACCUCCUGUGAUUUUCUUUCUCAUUUAAAAACUAAAAUGAAUGGAGAAGGAUCUGGGUGUUUGCCUGCUCUUGCAGCCCCAUUAGCAUUUUGGAAGGGCUCUACACAAGUCCAGGUGUUUCCCAGCCCCAGGACCACCACUGCCAUGAGCCCAGCAAGUGUAGUGGAGAGAGCAGCUGGUCACACUCCACAUGUGACAUACGGGAGGCUGGGUAUUGUCCUGAAGCAAAUUCCCUCUGUGUGUCAGACUGAGAGUCAGGACAAUUCUCAAGAAAUGUCUGCUUAGAUGAGAGACGCCUUUGGAUCUACAGACAGCACUUUUGUGCCUUACUGCUGUCAUAAUCCCAAAGCUUUAAAAUGUGUCUGGGUGACCCCAAUUUCUUCUAGACUAGACAUCAGAGAGGAGUUUCAAACAGGCACUGCUUACAAAUCGAUCCCCAGAACCAUGCAUACCUUUUUUUGCCCACAACUCACAAAACACUGUUAUUUUCUCAAAGGAAAGCAACGGGAAGCUCUAGAAGCCUGUCCCUACCCUAAGAAUUUACAAUCAUUUUUUUCUCUACUUUCUACAUCCUAUGUCUUAGUAAAAGGCAUUUCUGCCACCACGGCGGAGACAGACUGUGGUGUUACAUUUUAGUUCAAUGGUAUGCUCUUUCUCACCCCUCGAAAAUCCUGCCUCCGCCUGUGAGAAAUUCAGCCUGGGAACUAAUAGCUCCUUUCUGCUUUGGCUUUUGUCUUCUUUUUCUUUUUGGACAGCAGCGCUUUGUAACAUCAGCUGAGCCUGCCCUCAGCCUGCCUGACUGGAGCCCGUCACCAAAGGAAGUGCAGGAAGCCUGGAGAGGAGGCACCUGUGCUUGAGGAGGCUUCGUGCCCUGCCAGCUCAGCGCAGGACUGGCAAUCAAAACACGGAAAUGCUGCUCUCCAUGGGAAGGUUGCCUUGCCGGUCAGGCCGCGCUUAAGCUGUGCUUUGCCCUGGCGCUGUCCAUUGCCCUGGCGCUGUGCCUUGCGGCCGCACAGUCCCUCCCGUCUGUGGCUUCGCGCUGCUUCGCAGCUGCCCGAGGCUCUCCCCCCUCAGAGAGGGGCCCCGCCCCGCCCCGGGCGCCCCCUGGCGGCUGCCCCGCCCCGCCCUUCCCGCGCAGGGGCGCUCCCUUCCCAUGGCGCCGCCCAGCGGCAGCCGCCCCUCACUGCAGGCACGGAGGAGGGCUCGGGCCCUGCUGCUCGGCCUGGCCCUUGGCUCCCUUCUUUUCCAAGAGACAAGAAGGCUUGAAAGGAAGCCUUUUCCAACUGUGUCCCUCUGCUUGAUUUUGUAGGGGCGGACAGUGUCCCCUAUGGCCGUAGCAUGCCCAUAAUUGCUGACACAGGAAAAUAUCCCUUCCUUCUCUCACCAGCUGUCAUUACUGCCUGAAAAGCGCCGCCCAGCUCUGGAAGGAGAAACAGCCCACGGCACAGUGGUGCCAUCCCUGCCCAGCCGGGGCUCUCUGGCACAGCAGCAGCAGCAGCAGCAGCAGGGCUUGCCUUGGCAUCACCUGGGAAGCCAAAAGCCUCUGUACAUCUGCAGGUUCUCAGGCUGCACCAGCUUCUGAUGCUGGGUGAAUCCUGCACGCUCUGACCAUUUCCAAAAGGUUAUAAAGGCAGCAGUGUAGACAUAUGUGCAGAUCAACCAGCGUCCAAUAAAUGGGUAUUACUGUGAGGGUUUGUGUGGCAUUAUUAGGGCUGUCAUGCUGACAGUGUCUUCUCCCCAGUUUGUGUGCGAUGCCAUUGCUGGGCCAGCUUCCUGGCCAAGCUGUCAUCCCCAGCCUCAUUCUCUGGCUGUGGUUGCAUCUCAAAGCCCAGUUGCCCAAGUUUCUGAGUUCCAGCUCAGAGGCUGGAGCAGCAAGCCAUGCUGUUGCACAGGAAUGAAUGGUCUGUCUCCACUUCACUCUGGUGGCAGAAACCACUUUUGCCAAGACAAAGGAUGUAGAAAGUAGAGGAAAAAAUUGGUUGGAAACUCCUGGGGUGGGGGCAGUCUGCUAAAGCUUUCUGUUGCUUUUCCUUUGAGUAAACAGCAGUGUUUUGGGAAUGGUGGGCAGAAAACGGUAUGCGUGCUUCUGGGGACUGAUUUGUAAGCCGUGCAUGUUUGAAACUCCUCCCUGAUCUCUAGCCUAGAGGAAAUUGGGGUCACCCAGUGUCACCGUUAGGCCAGACGUGACAUACACACACAAGCAAGGUCCAAGAAAAAAGAAGUUUUUAUUCUGCGUGUUCUCCAGUUUAUAUACUCUUAACAAGCGUGAUCUUAAGUCAUUCACUACAUCACAAUAACUUAUUAUAUCCAUUGUUGCAAAGCAACUAGCGUCAAUAUAAUUGGCAAAAGUUUUACAGAAAUUUAAUAAGGCACGUAUGCACAUCUACUUAGGCACGUAGUCUAGCUUGCAAAAAUUCUUGUGUAUCUUUUCUAAUUGGUUUCCAUGCUGACCGCCAUGUCGUCUUCCUUGCUAUGGAUACAGUCGAAAACCAUCAAUUGUUAUUUCUUCUAUUAACUCAGCUUUGCUUGCAGGCCAGCUGUCAAGCCCCUCCAUAUCAAAGCACAUCACAAAAAAUCAAAAGCAAUAAAGCAAUAAAUGAAGAGAAUAAGUAUUAAUUUAAAAUACUGUUUUCAAAAGAAUUCACUAAAAAUCAAAAGUCAUUUUCUCAAAAUCACAAAGGAAAAUUGAAGAUUGUUUAAAAACACAUACUCUAAUUUACAAUUGCCUGUUGUCAACAGUCUUGGGGAUUUCCACAGUAAAGAGGACAUGUGCCAAGUUGUGUGCAUUAAUUAUAGACGUCAGUUUUGUUAUUUGUUUCAUCAUUCUCCAUUUCAUAAUGAGUAAGAUUGCUGAUAAAAUAAAACCAAUCAAAACUAGAAUCAAAAGGAUAAUGAUGGCAUGAGACAUAUUGUUCAGGACAUUUGUGGCAGUAGGUCACUGUGGGAAUCCACAAAAUCAGAGGGUUUUGGGAAAGCUGCAAAAGGCAGGCCUCAGAGACAGCAGGACUGUGAUUAGAGCUAAGCAGUAGCCAUGAGAUAGGUCAGCAGGCAAACUAUUGAAAAAGUAGAAAAGCAAGGACAAAUAGAAUGAUGGUCUGUGUAUUAACGCUUGUCUAGGAUAACUUCCUAAGCUGCAGAAAAGUUUAUCUAGCAAGAUAUUAGGAAGUUUGAAGGUUAAUACUGGAGCUCUGUGCAUUGUGUUUUAAGGCUUAAAAGCAGGCAUUGUAUUCGAAAUAAGCAAGCAUUGUUUUAACUAAUGGUACGUGUGCUUAUAGUGGUUGGAUGGAACUACUGUCAAUAUGCUUUUGCUUUGCGUGAUUGGUCAAAAAAGUUAUAAAUUAAGUUGUAACUUUAAGUUCUUUGUCUGCUGCUUGGGAUGUGAGCUGCUGGCAUCUUCCCAUUGUCAUAGCCAUGUAAUGAGACUGAUGCUGAAAAAUAAAACAGCUCACGGCACGUUCCACAGCA
This is a messenger RNA of Serinus canaria (Common canary), 14001 nucleotides long. RefSeq names its product macrophage immunometabolism regulator (gene MACIR). The record is from RefSeq and is a predicted model, not a curated record. The transcript has 5 exons. NCBI's taxonomy places the organism in Eukaryota, Metazoa, Chordata, Aves, Passeriformes, Fringillidae. Gene Ontology annotation, biological process: negative regulation of fibroblast migration; negative regulation of cytokine production involved in inflammatory response. Bases 92 to 817 code for a protein of 241 amino acids.